Sporothrix brasiliensis 5110 is the source of this 477-nucleotide messenger RNA. RefSeq lists its product as uncharacterized. The transcript has 2 exons. The record is from RefSeq and is a predicted model, not a curated record. Bases 1 to 477 code for a protein of 158 amino acids. Lineage: Eukaryota; Fungi; Ascomycota; Sordariomycetes; Ophiostomatales; Ophiostomataceae.
AUGAAACAGUCUGUGGCCAAACAUGUUGCCGAAAUUAUCGUGGCUGCUGGUACAGCAUCAAUAGCCUCCCGGCGUGCAAUCCUUCUAGAAAGUGGCUUGCGGUACAAUGAGGAGCGAUUUACCUGGGUGCUCUAUGGGCAUAAGAGUGCUCUACUUUUCAAAGCGCUCGAGCAGCCGUCGACCGAGGUGGCGCUGGUAUCCUGUGUGGUCCUUUGGUACACGGUAUCGUCUUUUGCAAUACGGCGCCGCGGCUUGGACCAGUACCAGUUGUUGUUCUUCCUCAUUGCUGGGGGGGCCGUUGCCGGGGUGGCCGUCGUUGUAGAGGCAAGCAAACAUGUCGUCCUGCUCGCUUAUGUACCGUGGGCGGCCUGCCUUGCGAUGGCGGUCAGUUCGGCGGCCCAUACACUCUGGCGGCAGAUGCUCCAACCGGAGGCGAACCAGGACAUGCUGACAGACGGCAAGUUUUUUGCACCCUGA